Leptopilina heterotoma is the source of this 4855-nucleotide messenger RNA. RefSeq names its product kinesin heavy chain (gene Khc). Bases 365 to 3286 code for a protein of 973 amino acids. Lineage: Eukaryota; Metazoa; Arthropoda; Insecta; Hymenoptera; Figitidae. The record is from RefSeq and is a predicted model, not a curated record. Gene Ontology annotation, biological process: microtubule-based movement. The transcript is spliced from 13 exons. Gene Ontology annotation, molecular function: ATP binding; microtubule motor activity; microtubule binding.
AUAUAUUUGUUUAAAAUUUUGACAUACUUACAUUUUAUUUUGUCACACCUUUAUAAACUCGCGAUCGUGAGUUUUAUGUAUGGUGAAUCUAUAAAUAUUUUUUGUUACUACUUUUAUGGAAUGACUUUUUUGAAUAAAAACAAAAAUAAAUACCUUAGUAUUAUUCCCAAGUUAUGAAUUCAAUUCUGUUUGUUCCUUAUAAUACUUUUUAAACUAGACGGCCAUCUUGGUGGUUGGAUAGGCUUGUUUGAUUUGAUAUAGUGUAAAAACUCAAUUCCAAAUUUUUUUUAUGUGUCGAACUUGGGCAAAUCUAAAUAUAAUUUAAUCCGAAUUUUAAGUUAUUUGCGUCUUAUUGUGAAAAAACAUGACAAUGGAGACUCCAAGAGAAAGAGAAAUUGCUGCUGAAGACAGCAUUAGAGUAGUUUGUAGAUUUCGACCACUGAAUCAUUCUGAAGAGAAGGCUGGCUCUAAAUUUAUAGUUAAAUUUCCUGCUGGAGGAGAUGAAAAUUGCAUUUCUAUUGGGGGAAAAGUUUAUCUUUUCGACAAAGUAUUCAAGCCGAAUGCAACCCAAGACAAAGUGUACAAUGAAGCCGCUAAAUCAAUUGUCACUGACGUUUUGGCAGGUUACAAUGGAACGAUAUUUGCUUAUGGACAAACUUCUUCAGGAAAAACUCACACAAUGGAAGGAGUUAUCGGAGAUCCUAACAAGCAGGGCAUUAUUCCACGUAUUGUUAACGAUAUUUUUACUCAUAUUUAUGGCAUGGAGGAAAAUUUGGAAUUUCAUAUUAAAGUUUCAUAUUUUGAGAUUUAUAUGGAUAAGAUUAGAGAUUUGCUGGAUGUGUCGAAAAUCAAUCUCAGCGUUCAUGAGGAUAAAAAUCGAGUUCCAUUCGUGAAAGGAGCUACAGAAAGAUUUGUAUCUAGUCCUGAUGAAGUAUUUGAAGUUAUAGAAGAAGGAAAAUCUAAUCGUCAUAUUGCUGUCACUAAUAUGAAUGAACACAGCUCGCGUUCUCAUUCAGUAUUCUUGAUAAAUGUGAAGCAAGAAAAUUUAGAGAAUCAAAAAAAGUUGUCUGGUAAAUUGUACCUUGUUGAUUUGGCCGGUUCUGAAAAGGUUUCAAAAACUGGAGCAGAAGGUACCGUUCUUGAUGAGGCGAAAAAUAUAAAUAAAUCUUUAUCGGCUCUCGGAAAUGUUAUUUCAGCUUUGGCUGAUGGAAAUAAGACUCAUAUACCUUACCGUGAUUCUAAAUUAACAAGAAUCUUACAAGAAUCCUUAGGAGGCAAUGCAAGAACAACAAUCAUCAUAUGUUGCUCACCGGCGAGUUUCAAUGAAUCUGAAACUAAAUCCACGCUAGAUUUUGGAAAACGUGCAAAAACUAUCAAGAAUGUUGUUUGUGUUAAUGAGGAGUUAACGGCGGAAGAAUGGAAACGUCGUUAUGAACGAGAAAAGGAGAAAGCAGCAAGAUAUAAAGGCAAAUUGGAAAAAAUGGAAGCUGAAUUAUCGCGAUGGCGUCAAGGUGAAACUGUUAAACCUGAGGAACAAGUGAAUCUACAGCAGGAAGUUGCCGAUGUAGUUACACCAAUUACGGCAUCAGUUGAAAGUAAAAUCGAUGAAGGACCAAUGCCAGCGACUCCCGGAGGUGGUCUUAUGGCUGGUUCUCUUUCCAAUGAAGAAAGACAAAAACUUGAGGAGGAACGUGAGAGACUCUAUCAGCAAUUAGAUGACAAAGACGAAGAAAUCAAUCAGCAAUCGCAAUAUGUUGAAACACUGAAAGAGCAAAUGGAAGAGCAAGAAGAACUAAUUGCAAGCACUAGACGGGACUAUGAACUCUUGCAACAAGAAAUGAUUAGAAUUCAACAAGAGAACGAGAGUGCUAAAGAAGAAGUUAAAGAAGUAUUACAGGCCCUUGAAGAAUUAGCUGUAAAUUAUGAUCAAAAGUCACAAGAGGUGGAGAUGAAAAAUAAAGAACACGAAGCUUUAAGCGAAGAAUUACUUUCGAAGCAAACAGUCUUAAAUACAACUGCUUCAGAAUUGCAGCAAUUACGUGACAUGUCGGCUCAUCAACGUAAACGUAUUGCGGAAAUGCUGACAAAUUUAUUAAAGGAUUUAGGUGAAUUCGGCGUUGCAAUUGGCGGCGACGAAAAUUUAAAGAUCACACCUGAUAAUAAUGGUAAAUUGGAGGAGGAAUUUACUGUUGCUAGACUUUAUAUAAGUAAAAUGAAAUCAGAGGUUAAAAAUUUGGUGCAACGCUGUCAAGGACUUGAAACUAAUCAAACAGAUUGCAAUAAAAAGGUUUCAGAAUACGAAAAAGAUUUGGGCGAAUGUCGACUAUUAAUAUCUCAACAUGAAGCUAAGAUGCAGUCACUUCAAGAAGCCAUGAAGGAAGCUGAAUUACGAAAACGAACUCUAGAGGAAGAUGUGGAUUCGCUGAGAGAGGAAUGUGCAAAGUGGAAGGCUGCCGAACAAGUGCAAGCAGUGAGUAAUAAAGAGAAAGCCGAAGAAAAGGAAGCAGCCACUAAAAUGAGAGUCGCUUUGGAAGAGCAAAUGGAUCAGUUACGUGAUGUUCAUCAAAAGCAGGUGGCAACUCUUAGAGAUGAAAUUUCUGAGAAGCAACAACUUAUCAAUGAACUUAAAGAUUUAAAUCAAAAGUUUACAUUGGCCCAUCAACAAAUGCAAACGGAUUACGAGCGAUUGAAGCAGGAGGAAGCGGACAAAUCUGUCAAAUUACAAGAUUUACUUUUACUAAAUGAACGCAGAGAACAGGCAAGGAAAGACUUGAAAGGAUUGGAGGAAACGGUUGCCAAGGAGUUGCAGACUUUACACAAUUUACGAAAACUAUUUGUUCAGGAUCUCCAGUGUCGAAUCAAGAAGUCCAUGAAUUCAGAGGAGAAUGAAGACGAUGGUGGUUCAUUGGCUCAGAAGCAAAAAAUUUCCUUCCUAGAGAACAAUUUGGACCAAUUGACAAAGGUUCAUAAACAAUUGGUGAGAGACAAUGCAGAUCUGCGCUGUGAACUUCCUAAACUGGAAAAGAGACUGCGAGCUACAAUGGAGAGAGUUAAGGCUUUAGAAACUGCUUUGCGAGAUGCCAAAGAAGGUGCAAUGCGUGAUCGAAAGCGCUAUCAAUAUGAAGUUGAUAGAAUUAAGGAAGCUGUGAGACAAAAGAAUCUCGCUCGACGUGGACCUAGUGCACUCAUUGCAAAACCGAUUCGAGCAGGCCAGCACCACGUCACUGGAGUUAAUGCAAUUAAAACUGGAAAUCGAGAUGUUGACGUCAUCGCUCAACGGUCGUGAACAUUUUCGAAAAUCACCAAUUUUACAAAAAACCCAAGAGUUGGAGUACUUUUUACGGAAGAAAGGAAACUCUGACGUCAAGUUUAUUUAUAGUGCAUACGCAUAAAUAGCUAUAUAAUAUUAUUUAAUAAGAUAAAUCACAAAAAUAUAUUCACAACCAGCACCCAAGGUUUUGUUUAUUAUAUGAGAAAGAAGCACGUCACUAAAAAAUUAUUAUUGCAAUAGGUAACUUUUAAGUUAUUGUAAGAAGUCUGCAUGUCUUAUCGAUUUGUAAAUAGUUGAUUUUAUAAAUUAUUAUUUACUAUAAAUUAACUUUGCUAGACAUGGCAAUGAUUAUUAUUAUUAUUAUUUCAAUUAUAUUCUCUUAAAUGUUGAAUUAGAUGUAUAAAAAAAAACUUGUAAACACAUAUAAUUCCACACUCAAGUGAUUAAAUGAUAGCACCAAUAUUUUGUGAUCUGGAAAUACGAAUAUUCUAUUGUUGUACAUGUCAAAUUGACUUGGUUAUUGUUUCAUCAAUGAAUUUAUAUACCCUGUCAUGAAAAAAUUUAUUAUAUGUCUUUUUUUGAAAUACUGAUAUUUGAUUAGACAUGCAGUUGGUGUAAAAUUGUACGAAUGAUUGCGAAUCGAUUAUUUAUAAUUAGAUUAUAUUCGAUAAAAUUAUCUAUUAGCCAUUGAUCGUUCUCAACUGUUUUCUUUUUAAAGGCAUUUAAAGUUUUAUUUUUAUUAAGAGAAAUUAUUUAAAUCGAAAUUAAGUGCAAAAGCUUGUCCUUUGGCUUAAAAUAAAAAAUACAAUUGUUUCUGUUGUAAGAAAAAAAUCUAAACAUAAAUAAGAAAUGCCUUAAUCGUAUAGUUUUGUUCUACUUUUUAGUAUGUUAGUAAUUUAUUAAUCAAAUUCAUUGAUUCAAAUAUGAGGCUUUAACUAUAAAUAAAAUGCAUAAAUUCAAAUUAAAACUCACAUGAGAAAUGGAUAAUUUUUCAUUUUGCUUAUUCUUCUUCUUCUUCUUUCUUCGUCACUUUAUUUUCAUUAAUAUUAAAUUAUUGCACUUUUUACUAUUAAAAUCAAUCAUAUCGGUUUUGUUUAGUAUACUUUUUUUAAUCAAUUUUUUAUUAUUAAUAAUUUUCGUGAUAUUGUAAAAAAAAUUAACAUAACUACAGUGCAAUUAAAGAAAAUACUCUUAUUGUCAUUUGUGAUUGAAUAUCUGCAUACACAUAAUAAAUAUGUAUAACAAUAUAAAUUAUUAGCACGCUUAACUUUAAGCGUAUCGCCUUAUAUAACUUGAACGCAAAUUCUGUGCAACUUUAAAAAUUUAUUGAUGAAGAAAAGUAAAUUAAGCUAAAGUGUAUAAGAAAUAUUUUUUUUAUCAUUCCAAAAGUUUAGACCUAAUAUAUUUUCAAUUUUGAAAACACACAAUAUUUUUAAUAUGCAAAAAAACAAGUUGCAGGCAAUAUAUGUAAAUUCAAUAAUUACAAUACACUAUACUACUGUGCUUUUUCAAAACGUCCCUAAUUAUAUUAUACAAUAAAAUGUCAUUUUUGGUGUCUAUUAAAAUAUCACAUUUAUGCUUUAA